AUGGCCGAAGAGGACAGACCCAAGGCUGAUAAUAAUCCAAACAAACAUGUGGCCAAACAAGUGCUGUUCAGCGAUUUGUCGCCCAUUGAAAGAAUGCAAAAAUUGAGUAAACUUAUGGUUUUGAGGAUUGCCGGACACAUAGCGCUGGACCGGGAGGUGGAGACGAUUGUAAAGCAAAUUAGUCCCGAUCUUAUUGUUUUGGACCAACAUUAUCCCCUACCAUAUGUCGAGGCUUGUAGUAUACCGUUUGUGUGGGUCCGGAGCGGUAAUCCAUUGUUGUUGUUGGACGACGAGCGCACACCACCAGCCAUGUCAGGUUUACCCAUUACUGGCGAUAAGAGUGAAUGGAAACGCUUUCGCGAACUACGGGUCAACGCCGAGGACAGAGAGGCCUGGAGUCGACUAAAUGAUUGGGUUAUUAGCCGCGGCUGUGCGCCACUAAACCGGGAUAUUAUGUUUAAUCCUAAUAUAUCCCAAUGUUUGUCCGUUUAUGGCUUUCCCCUAGAGUUGGAUUAUCUCGAUGUCAGACCAUUGCCUCCAAAUUGCAUACGUUUUGAUAAUUUAAUGCGAAAUGAAAAGCACUCAACGUUUGUAUUGCCGGAUGUUUUAACCCAAAAAUCCAACGAAAAAUUAAUCUAUUUUUCUUUGGGAUCUAUCGGUGCGGCAAAUGUGGACAAUAUGAAGAGAUUGGUCUCAAUUUUGGGUAAAUCCCGGCAUCGGUUUAUUGUGUCCAAAGGGCCCCUUCACGACACAUAUACUGUGCCCGACAAUAUGUGGGGCGCCGGGACUGUACCGCAGAUACAAGUGUUACCAUUAGUUGAUUUAGUGAUAACACACGGCGGCAAUAAUACAGUGUCAGAGAGUAUUGACCAACUCGACAACGGACAACAGAUUCAACACAAGGGGUUUGGCGUCAGUUUAAACGCCUUCCGGUGCACUGAAGAGGAGUUGUUGGGAGCCGUCGACCGACUCUUGACUGAUAAGGCUUUGAACCAAAAGUUGGCACAAAUUGGCGAAAGAAUACGAACUGAAAAUACAAUGGCCCAAAGCUUAACAAUAUUAUUCAUACCAAUCGGUGCCGUCGGACACGUAAACGCCUGUAUAGGUAUAGCCGAGCCGUUGAUAGGGAAGGGACACCGGGUUGUGUUCGCAGUUGAGAGCAAAUUUGAAACACUACUCAAGUCAUUUGGGAUUGAAGUGAUUGGUUUGGCCGAUGAUGUCAUGUCCGGGGAGGACAGGCCCGAGGCUGACGGCAAUCUGGCCAAACAUAUAGCCGACCGAUUGAUGUCGAGCGGAAUGUUCAGCGAUUUGUCGCCCAUUGAAAAAAUGCAAAAAAUGGGCGCAACUAUGGGUCAAAGGAUUGAUAAACACAUAGCAAUGGACAGAAAUGUGGAGCCAAUUGUGAAGCAAAUUAGUCCCCAUCUGAUUGUUUUGGACCAACAUUUUCCCAUACCGUAUGUCGAGGCGUGUGGUAUACCGUAUGUGUGGGUCCGUAGUGGCGGUCCGUUAUUACUAAUGGACGACGAGCGCACACCACCAGCCCUUUCCGGUUUACCCAUUACUGGCGAUAAGAAUGAAUGGAAACGCUAUCGCGAACAGAGGCUCAACGCCCAGAACCGGGAGGCCUGGAGUCAACUCAAUGACUACGCUAUGAGCCGCGGCUGUGCGCCACUGAACCGGGAUAUUAUGUUUAACCCAAAUAUAUCUCAAUGUUUGUCCGUUUAUGGCUUUCCCCUAGAGUUGGAUUACCUCGAUGUUAGACCUUUGCCUCCAAAUUGCAUACGUUUUGAUAAUUUAAUGCGAAACGAAAAGCACUUGACAUAUAAAUUGCCGGAUGUUUUGAAGCAAAGAUCAGACGAGAAAUUAAUCUAUUUUUCAUUGGGAUCUAUGGGUGCGGCAAAUGUGGACAAUAUGAAAAGAUUGGUCGCGAUUUUGGGUAAAUCCCGGCACCGGUUUAUUGUGUCGAAAGGGCCGCUUCACGACACCUAUACUCUGCCCGACAAUAUGUGGGGCGCCGGGACUGUACCUCAGUUACAAGUGUUACCAUUAGUUGAUUUAGUGAUAACACACGGCGGCAAUAAUACGCUGACAGAAAGUAUGUAUUUCGGGAAACCAAUGAUUGUAUUACCGUUUUUUGGUGACCAACUCGACAACGGCCAGCAGAUCCAACACAAGGGUUUAGGCAUUACUUUAAACGCCUUCCACUGCACCGAAGAGGAGUUGUUGGGAGCCGUCGACCGACUCUUGACUGAUAAGACUUUGUACCAAAAGUUGGCACAAAUUGGCGAAAGAAUACGAACUGAAAAUAAACACAAUGAGAUGUUAUUACUCAACAGCAUACAUCUUAUUGAUAGUGUUUACGUUGAAUUACAAAGUAUCGCCGGACUUGAUAUGAUAAUGAAAUACAAUUGUUUCAAAAAGCCCCGAUUACAUCAGCUGUGGUUGAGAGAAAGAUACUGUACGAAAACAAUGGCCAAACGUUUAACUGUAUUAUUCGUACCAAUCAAUGCCGCCGGACAUCUGAACGCCUGUAUUAGUAUCGCUGAGCUGUUGAUAGGGGCCGGACAUAGAGCUGUGUUUGCCAUUGAGACCAUGUUUAAGACAUUUGUGGAGCCAUUUGCUAUUGAAGUGAUUAGUUUGACCGAUAAUUUCACUACAGGCCCGCCCGAGGCUGACAGUGAUCCCAACAAACAUGUGGCCAAACAAGUGAUGUCCAGCGGAAUGUUCAGCGAUUUGCCGCCCAUUGAAAAGAUGCAAAAUUUGAGUAAACUUAUGGCUUCGAGGAUUGCCGGACACAUAGCGGUGGACCGGGAGGUGGAGACGAUUGUGAAGCAAAUUAAUCCCGAUCUGAUUGUUUUGGACCAACAUUUUCCCCUACCAUAUGUCGAGGCCUGUGGUAUACCGUAUGUGUGGGUCCGCAGCGGUAAUCCAUUGUUUUUGUUGGACGACGAGCGCACACCACCAGCCAUUUCAGGUUUACCGUUUACUAGCGAUAAGAGUGAAUGGAAACGCUUUCGCGAACUACGGGUCAACGCCGAGGACAGAGAGGCCUGGAGUCUACUAAAUGAUUGGGUUAUUAGCCGCGGCUGUGCGCCACUAAACCGGGAUAUUAUGUUUAAUCCUAAUCUAUCAAAAUGUCUGUGCGUUUAUGGCUAUCCCCUAGAGUUGGAUUACCUCGAUGUCAGACUUCUGCCCCCGAAUUGCAUACUGAUAACACACGGCGGCAAUAAUACAGUCACAGAGAGUAUGUAUUUUGGGAAACCAAUGAUUGUAUUACCGUUUUUUGGUGACCAACUCGACAACGGCCAGCAGAUCCAACACAAGGGUUUUGGGAUCACUUUAAACGCCUUCCGGUGCACUGAAGAAGAGUUAUUGGGAGCCGUCGACCGACUAUUGACUGAUAAGGCUUUGAACCAAAAGUUGUCACAAAUUGGCGAAAGAAUACGAACUGAAAAUAAUUUAUAG
Medioppia subpectinata is the source of this 3465-nucleotide messenger RNA. The record is from the annotation of a GenBank genome assembly. Lineage: Eukaryota; Metazoa; Arthropoda; Arachnida; Sarcoptiformes; Oppiidae.